This is a messenger RNA of Moesziomyces aphidis, 987 nucleotides long. NCBI's taxonomy places the organism in Eukaryota, Fungi, Basidiomycota, Ustilaginomycetes, Ustilaginales, Ustilaginaceae. The record is from the annotation of a GenBank genome assembly.
AUGGUUCAUCAUCUCAAAUUUUCAGAUCUUCAGGUGCCCUCGCCCGGCUUUGGUGCGAUGGGCUUGAACUUCGGACUAGGCAGCAAUCUCACUCUCGAGCAAGCCGAACCCGUUUUGCUGAAAGCCAUCGAACUUGGCUGCACAUUCUGGGAUACGGCGGUCGUCUACAGCGCCGGUAUCAACGAACAACUCCUGGGAGAGUUUUUGCGCAAACACAAGGUUCGCGACCAGGUAUUCAUCGCUUCGAAGUGUGGCAUAAACUGCUUCGACGGCAAGAGUGGCGUGGACAAUUCUCCAGCUCACAUCGCAAGCUACAUGGAAGGUACCAUUCAGCGCCUCGGUUUCACGCCUGAUCUCUACUACCUUCAUCGCAUCGAUCCCAACACGCCGCUCGAGCAGUCCAUCCCAGCCCUCGACAAGUUGAGACAGACUGGCAAGACAAAAUACAUUGGCCUCUCCGAAUGCUCGGCUGGGACGCUGCGAAAGGCCAACUCGAUCGCACGCAUCGAUGCUGUGCAAGCAGAGUACUCUGCGUUCGAGACCCUCCACGAGACAGACGGCCUCAUCGAUACCGCCAGGGAGCUCGACAUCGCCUACGUAGCCUACAGCCCCCUGGGUCAUGGCUGGCUCGUCGACGAUUUCAAGUACGCAUCGCCUGACGAUUUUGCACCCGAUGAUUUUAGGAGAACCGUCCCCAAGUUCCAGGGCGAAAACUUUUUUAAGAACAAGGCCAUCGUCGUCAAGAUCCAGGAGCUCGCCAAGAAGAAAGGCUGCACAACUCCUCAGGUCGCCCUGGCAUGGGUCGCCCGUCAGGGUUUCAUCGCCAUUCCUGGCACCACGAGAGCUGAGCGCCUCGUUGAAAAUUUCAGCAGCAGAGACGUCGAGCUGAGCGGCGAGGAGUCGGCAGAACUUCGACGCAUCAUUGACGAUGCUAAGCCGCACGGCAACAGGUACUCGGCUGCUGCACAGGCAAUGGUGGGACAUUGA